Molecule: messenger RNA, 1765 nt
Organism: Aegilops tauschii subsp. strangulata
Lineage: Eukaryota; Viridiplantae; Streptophyta; Magnoliopsida; Poales; Poaceae
Product: serine carboxypeptidase II-1
Biological process (GO): proteolysis
Cellular component (GO): vacuole
Molecular function (GO): serine-type carboxypeptidase activity
Source: RefSeq, a predicted model, not a curated record
AGCCAAACCACCACUCCACGCCUUGCACGCUUCCCCCACGCCUCUCACGAGUCGCCAUUGGCUCACUCCUCGCAGCACACAGUCCUGGUCUCCGUUGAGCCACCGCGAGCGCCAAUGGCGGUGGCCGUGCUGCUGGCCGCCAUCCUGGCGCUGUCCCCGCUCCCCCUCUCCCUCGCGUCCCCCUCUGCGGCGGCGGCGGCCGACCGCAUCACGCGCCUGCCGGGCCAGCCGCCGGUCAACUUCUCCAUGUACUCGGGCUACGUCACCGUCGACGCCGCCGCGGGCCGCGCCCUCUUCUACUGGCUGGUCGAGUCCGCCGCCGCGAAGCCCGAGUCCGCCCCGCUCGUGCUCUGGCUCAACGGCGGGCCCGGCUGCUCCUCCGUCGGCUACGGCGCCUCCGAGGAGCUCGGCGCCUUCCGGAUCAACGCCGACGGCAGGACGCUCUCCGUCAACCCGUACUCCUGGAACAAAAUGGCGAACGUGCUGUUCCUGGACGCCCCCGCCGGCGUCGGGUACUCCUACUCCAACACCAGCUCCGAUCUGCUCGCCCCCGGCGACAACAAGACAGCUCAUGAUUCGUACACUUUCCUGGUGAAUUGGCUGGAGAGGUUUCCACAGUACAAGUACCGCGAUUUCUACAUCGCUGGAGAGAGCUAUGGAGGGCACUAUGUCCCUCAGUUGUCUCAACUGGUGUACAGAAACAACAAGGGAGUGAGGAAGCCCAUCCUGAACUUCAAAGGCUUCAUGGUCGGAAAUGCGGUCAUUGACGAUUACCAUGAUUUCGUUGGAACGUUCGAGUACUGGUGGACGCAUGGGCUGAUCUCUGAUGACACCUAUCAGAAGCUGCAGUUGGCUUGUGAAUUUGAUUCAUCUGAACACGCUUCCGAGGCAUGCAACAAGAUUUAUGAUGUUGCUGAAGCUGAGGAAGGCCUGAUCGACGCAUACAGCAUCUACACACCUACCUGUAAGAAGACCUCGCUUCAUAGGCGAAGGCAAAUCAAGGGCCGCAGGCCCUGGUUGCCAAGAGGAUAUGAUCCCUGCACUGAACAGUACUCCACGAAGUACUAUAAUCUACCAGAAGUGCAGAAAGCUUUUCGUGCGAAUGUCACUGGAAUACCGUAUGCCUGGACUAGCUGCAGUGAUGUCUUGUUUGAAUAUUGGAAAGAUUCACCAAGGUCCAUGCUUCCUAUUUACCAUGAGCUGAUUGCAGCUGGCAUAAGAAUAUGGGUCUUCAGUGGUGAUGCCGAUUCCGUAGUACCUCUCACUGGUACAAGAUACUCCAUUGAUGCACUAUAUCUUCCGACCGUCACUAAUUGGUAUCCGUGGUAUGAUGAGGAAGAGGUUGCUGGUUGGUGCCAAGUGUACAAAGGCUUGACGUUGGUGACAAUCCGAGGCGCAGGACAUGAGGUUCCCCUCCAUCGUCCACGGCAAGCCUUGAAGCUUUUUGAGCAUUUCUUGCAAGAUAAGCCCAUGCCUCGGCCUGUACCUAGCAUCCAGUCGUUUUAGAAUUUCCUUCCACUUAAAAUGGAAGAUCAGCCCAUGAAGCCAUGUUGUACAAUUUCAAGUCCGGCUACCAGAUUUUCAGUUGAGCAGAUUUCCUCUGUUCAUUUGAUGCCGAUUGAGAAAUGGGAACAGAAUCCCAUUAAAGUGGGACAAUUAGAGCUUUGUUUUUUGUUUUCAUGAGCUCUGGGGUGGCAAUGUAAUUUGAAUCAUACUUGCUUAUUUGACACAAUAAAAUGUGACCAUGUCAUUGUUAUCUGUUAAA